UGGGUCCCUCCCACCCUGAUUUUAGACCACAUCUAUAGGAACUCCCUUUCCAGGAACUCACCUGUCACUGGGAAUCUUUAUACAGUAAGAGAGGGACCGACUAAACAACGGACAGGAUUUGACUAGGAACAAGUGGAACAGGACAGAGCAUGGCAUCUCCAACCUCUCCAACCUCUCCAACCUCUCCAACCUUUCCCAUCGAUCUACUUCCUGAGAAACAUUUCCUGUGCCCGCUGUGUAAGGACGUCUUUAACAACCCCGUCACCACACCCUGUGGUCACAGCUUCUGCCAGACAUGUCUGUGCGGGUACUGGAGCCGGCAUCGCUCUGACUACUGUCCUGUCUGUAGACGUCUGUUUCACGCCAGGCCCGACCUUAAUGUCAACCGCAUCCUGGCUGAAGUGUGUGACAACUACCGGAUGAAGAGGCCAGAGCCUGAAGGGAACCAUGACAUGGUAGUGACCGCAGUAGGACCACCUGUGACCUCAGAGUUUGUGGAUAUUGACCUGAUGAUCCAAGAGAGACUGCAGAAAGUGGAUCGUCUCAGAAACUCCCUGCAGCUCCUCAAAAAUUCGUGUCUCAAGGAGGUUCGAGAAAGCCACAAGGUGUUCUCUGCCCUGACGAGCUCCAUAGAGAACAGCCACAAGGCAGUGGUGGCAGCCAUAGAGGAAAGACAGUCAGAGGCAGAGAGGAGGGUUGACAAGCUGGUAAAGGAGCUGGAAGAGGAGAUUAAACAUCUGAAGAACAGAAACACAGAACUGGGGCCUACUCCAUCUCCUCUGAGUCUAGAUGAGUUAUGGCAUGAUGAUAAAAGUACUGCGUUGGGCCUUAAUUCCACACCAGGCUACCCUGAGAGGAGGGACUGGUUCAAGGUUACCAUGGAGACUGACCCCUCUGUAGGCCUGACCAGAAAAGCUUUGUCAGAACUGAUGAUCAUGGUCAAAGCAGAACUCAACAGACUGUCUAAACUGGAGCUGAAGAAAAUACAGAAAUACACAGUGGACAUCUCCCUGAGUCUCCAGACGGCCAACGCCUUCCUCUCAGUCUCAGAGGACCGGAAACAGGUGCGACACACAGACAAACGCCAGGAGGUCCCAGACAACCCCAAGAGGUUUGACCGUGUGGCCAACGUGAUGUGUAGAGAAGCCUUCUCCAGUGGAAGGUAUUACUGGGAGGUAGAGGUAGGGGAGAAGAUGGAAUGGACCCUGGGUGUAGCAAGACAAUCCGUCAACAGGAAGGGGAAGUUUACAGUCAGCCCAGCCAAUGGCUUCUGGACGCUGAGUCUGAAUGAGGGUCAGUAUGAGGCUAACACUUCCCACGCCGUCACCCCGAUCUUCCUAGAACAGAAGCCCAGGAGGGUGGGGGUGUUUCUGGAAUACGGAGAGGGCCGAGUGUCCUUCUACUGUGGGGAGACUGGAGUCAACAUCUUCACCUUCACUGACAGCUUCACUGACAGGCUACACCCCAUAUUUAGUCCAGGAAGGCCACAUGGGGGAAGAAACAGUGCUCCUCUGGUUAUUAAUACCUGCAUCUUAACCGUCUGAGUGGUAGAAAUACACUAUAUGGCCAAAAGUAUGUGGACACCCUUACCAAUGGGUGUUUCAGCCACACCUAUUGCUCACAGGUGCA
Molecule: messenger RNA, 1629 nt
Organism: Esox lucius (northern pike)
Lineage: Eukaryota; Metazoa; Chordata; Actinopteri; Esociformes; Esocidae
Gene: btr02
Product: bloodthirsty-related gene family, member 2
Exons: 10
Coding region: 150-1544 (464 amino acids)
Molecular function (GO): protein binding
Source: RefSeq, a predicted model, not a curated record